CGCCCGGGCAGGCGAGACGGCUCUGAGCGCCGCAGCCCGACGCCGGCUGGCCUGGCCCGGAGGGAGGACCGGCGAGCCCCGCGCAGCCCUGGCCCGCCCUCGCCGCCUCCCGCUCCCUCCGCGGCCGAGCCCUUCGCAGCCUCCCCGGCCGGGAACAAUCGCCAGCGGCGGACCGCUGCGCGCCGCCGCCGCUCUCGGGUUUCUGCUCGCAGCCGCGGAGACAAAGGAAAGGGCUGCAGCCUCCGCCCGCCGGACGCCCGACGGCUCUCGCAGGCGCGGCCGCCCCGCUCGCCAAGAUGCCCCGGCUGGUGCCCGCGGCGCCCUGCGGCCGGGCAGGGCUGCUGGCGCUGCUGCUCCUCCUGCUGGCUGGCCGCGCCGCCCGGGCUCAACGUUGGCACAAUGAAGAUUACGAACGACCCAUUGACCUGGAAGGCUCUGGAGAUGAUGACUCCUUUGAAGAUGAAGAAAUUGAAGAAACAGAUGAGAUCUACUCUGGCUCCGGCUCAGGAUAUUUUGAACGGGAGUCUGGGAUUAGGACAGCUGUGCGGCUUACCACGGACACUUCUGCUGGACUUUCUACAACCCCAGCAGUGUUGCCUGUCACGUCAGUACAGCCUGUAGCAACUCCCUUUGCACCAUUUCCCACGGAGGAAACCACCUACGAUCCAGCUACCAGUGGCCUCUAUGUCACCAGAGCAACUGAGGCACCAGCAGUCACCAUCUGGAAAGCGGUUACCACUACAGCCAGCACCACAGUCCGAGACACCACAACUAUCACGGCCUCCACCACCACAGCAUCCACUACAACUACCACUUCUAAGCCCACAACCGUCCUGAGAGCCCUGCCACCCUUUAUCACCAUUGUUGCCACAACACAGGCUGUUACGCUUGAAACGCCGACAGUUGCCACUGCAGCACCCAGUAUGGAAGCCACCACAGCUCCUCUGGUGACCACCAGCUUAACUAAAAUCAGAGCAGUGCCAAAGCCGAGCCCAUCACAAGAUCCAGAUGUCAUUGAGAGAAGCACUGCGUUGCUGCAGCCCACGAGUACAGCAUCACCUUCAGAAUCAACGCAGACGGAGCCUCUGGAUGUGACCCUUUCCCCUGCGCUGAAUAACGAACUGGAAGUCCCUGUCAGCGGAGAUUUUGAAAUCCAUGAGGAGGAGGACACGACUCGGACAGAGCUCGGUAACGAAGUGGUUGCCCUGGUUACCCCGGCGGCAGGGCCAGGGUUGAAGAAGAAUGCUGAGACAGGACUCAUAGACAAUACGAUAGACUCUGGAAACUCGGCUGCGCAGCUGCCUCAGAAGAACAUACUGGAGAGAAAAGAAGUGCUUAUAGCUGUGAUCGUGGGUGGGGUCGUAGGAGCUCUCUUUGCUGCCUUCCUGGUGAUGCUGUUGAUCUACCGGAUGAAAAAGAAAGAUGAGGGGAGCUAUACAUUAGAAGAGCCGAAACAGGCGAGCGUCACCUACCAAAAACCUGACAAGCAGGAGGAAUUUUAUGCAUAAAAACCACCAGUGCCUCGCUGUUUCUUUGUCUCAAUGCCGUCCUUUCUCUCUUAUUCUCACCCAGCCUCUUUCUCUAUUUCUAAUCCGUCUGUGAAAUUUUAACAAGGAGGGUAGAAGAAACCUCUAGUGUUUAUCACACCUUUUUUUAAAAAAAAAAAUAGGAACAGCCGAAUCAUGUUCCAGCACAGGAAGCAUUCAAAGGACUUAACCGUGCGAAAAGCCAAACAGGUCGCAAUCUCAGUUACCCUCUGGGCGUCUCCUUGGUUUGGUGCUUGAGUUAGCCCCUUGGCUGGUUUUUUAGCAAUGGGACGUCCAAGACUAACACCUCCUUGAGAAUGCAUUGACUUUCUUGUAUGAGGUGGUCCGUGUGAUUUCUGGCGCUUGAUGAUACUCUUGUGGACAAGAGUGUCACGUAUCACUAUCUACUUUGACUUCCAAGGCAAGGAGAUUAACAUCCUGCCUGCUCGUGGAGUGCCCCAAGCAGAAUUGCUCUGGAGCUGGGCCUUUGGAUUACUUCAUUGGAGAACUUGCAGGCUGUGGAAGACAUUCAACCAGCAUACCUUGCUUUCUGCCAGCACACCUCUUGUUACUGUCCCCGUUUCGCAGCUGCCUGAUGCAAGAUCUAAGCAAAAAGAGGGUUUUAGUUCAACUCUGAACCUAGAUUUGUUUGUCUGGGUUUCACUGUGACAUUUCAAAAGUCUCCUAGCACAGGCUUGUGGGCUCAGGCAGACAAAUGAGCAACACUUUUCCAGAGAAUUACUGUAGAAAAGGAGAAUAGAUGCUUUAAAAAGGCAUGCUGUCGGAAGCCUUAUAGAAGGAGAAAAGAAAAUGUUACACAUCUCAGCCAGCUUGUUUGGCUGUUUCCUCCUUGGACUGGGUGGCAGGGCGUGGGGAGGGGGGAGGAGGAAGCAUAGCACAGGGAUACAGCAGAAAAAUGUGAGCCUAUGACAUGCUUCAACAAUGAAUGUGUUCCAUAUAACAAUGUAUAUAAAUAGAGGUGGGUAAAGAUGUGAUAAAGUAUGUAGACAGCUGCUCGAGAAACUUGUAUUUUCCUCCCAGGUCGUAAUUAAUUGAUUGGCAUCUGUCUGGGCAGGAUGUCCACAUUUCAAUGAAUUUGUCCUGUAGUUUUCAAGUAGUUCAACACUGCAUUGGCAACUUGGAUGAGGGAGGAGGUGGGUUUGUAGAUAAUACACAAGUACGACUUGAGAGCAGGGUUAAAAUUCGACACGAUGCAGAUGAACCAGUGCUUUGGUUUGUACGCAAUAAAAUGGAAUCAAUGAAAGACAACUGUUAGCUAUUACAUAUUCUCAGUUAAACCCAAGUGUGCAGAUACAACAUACGCUGUUGAAAAGAAGCCUGGAGCAGAACAACAAUUUGUGCUUUGAUUCUGCAACCCAGGUGCAGAAAUGGCAAAUCGCCAAUGCAAGUUGUGUCAGCUAAAGUAUUGGGUUUGAUCCAAAGACGCAGGAGGAGUCAUCGUGGAAGCGGAGAGCCCCCUCUGGAUCCAGCCCAUUGCAUGACUCCACUCCAGCCAACUGUACGGUCAUCUUGACUGAAGAACUAUGACCAGUUUGGGAAAGGCAUUAAGAGCUAUAAUGCACUGGGUAUGAUUCCAAGUUGCAAAACAAAGGAGGUCAUGUGCUUGCUACAAAUAUUACAAACAGGAGAAGUGGAAAUCACAAUUUGACAAAUAGAUGAUCAUUCACUCCUUUAGGGAUGUUGCUUGCAAGAAGCUGUGAAAGGCAAGAGAAAACUGAGUUUUGAGUUGCUUGGUAUCAUUUUUUAAAAUUUAAAUAAUGAUAUCCAACUUUUCUCUCCCUUGGGAACCCAGAGUGGCUUACAACCUCGUUCUCCCCUUCUCCACUUUAUCAUCACAGCAACAGCCCUGUGAGGUAGGGUUAGAUAGAGGUACAGACCCAAAGCCACUCAAUGAGCUUUUAUGGUGGAGAGGAGGAUUUCAACCUGGGUCUCCUACUCCAACACUCUGUGCUUACACUGGAGACCAAAACAGAAUUGUGUCAGGAUUCUGCAUUUGUGCAUCAUGUGAAACUGUAGUUAAGAAUAACUCAGAUUUAGAAACUCACUUCAACAUAGCUCCUGGUUUGAAUAAUAAUAGUGGAAUGUUCCCAUGUUCAAAACUCACCAUAAUUAGUCUGAUUCAUGGUUCCGCACAAUGUCUAAACUGAGUUUGUAGGUACAGGUGGGAGGGAAAAAAUGUGGGUGUGGGCUAGCUAUUUUCCAGUUGUAUAUAAGUCCAACAUAGAAAGAAGAUGCAGAAUUAAUUUACAGUAACAGAAGAUAUUUAUUUAGCUUAGAUGCCAAGAAACAUUCAGGGAGUUCAAUCAGAUCUCUGGAGUUGGUUUUUUAAAAAAAGAAAUGGCACAAGCGUUUGUUGAAAAUGACUAAAGCAGAUAACCUAUAACGUUGGAACACAAAAAUAAAAAGAAGUUAGGUUAACUUUUAUUUCUAGUAUGAAAUCAAGCAAAGGAUGAAGCAGAGGAAUGUAACCGUGUGAUGGGCUUUAAAGGUACCUAAAGAAGAGGAACUCCAUCCCAAUCUGAGACACAUGCACUCGCACACACACACACACAGUGCCAUCAGUCCAAACCACCAUGUGCCAACACAGCUACAGCUCUUCCACUAACAGAGAAUGGGAUGGGGAAUAUGGAUGGCAUUUUGCCUUCUGACACAUUGAAGACAGGAAAUUGGUUGAAAAGGGCUGUUGCGUCUCCUACAGAACAGUUGCUAUGUUGCCUUUGCUCAGCUGGCUUCCUGCUUCAGCAUCUUUUAUACAAACCUUGCCACGGGCUGUAGGAACUAGCAUCAGGCCCGGCUUUCAAGAUAACCCUCGACUCAUUCCAACCAGUUGCAUGUUGCUUGGUCUUAGAAAUAACCUUCCUAUAGGAUGAGUCUGUUCUCGUAGCCAUUGGUGGUGAAGUGAAACCUGCCCUGUUCAUGUUUUGCAUUGGCUAUUUCCCAUCAUAAAGAAAGGAACUCCUUACUAAUGAAGCCAUCUGGCUAUGCUAGUCCCCAAACAUGUUCUCAAUUAAAACUUUCUUAAUUAUAUAGCUGUAGAACUUCAUGGCCAUUCUUUUUGGGGGCUAGGUGUCGCACAAGUCCCUUCGGAUGCUGAGCUGUCGUCCCCUGGUGGACGCCUUCCUUUCUGGAGUUAGGCUACCUCCAUCAAACAAAGACUUCCUUUUUGGAUGAGAUGCCUGCUGUCUAUUACUUUCUGCUAGUUUUACACCAGUUGCCUCAUGUAUGGGAACUGGGAAAUGAGACUUGUGAAAAGCUAGUUGGUUUUUAGUAGUUUGUGAACAGUGAAUUGAGAAAAGACUUAUGAGACAGACUAGCAGAUCUCACUGAACUAUUAGUGCAGAAAAAUAAAUGGGUAGUCGAAAUAGUAAUAAAAUAAAGUCUUGUGAGUGUGAUGAGGAAAUUAAAAAAAAACACCCCCAAAACAAAACUCUCUUUCAAGGUCUUGAUAACAUGAAUCCAGUUCUCUGUUUAUGAAUGCAAACAUUUUUAUCAGGCUGUUGCUACACCUACUACACUUGUGAGAAUUGGGGAGAGUCUGUACAGUCCAUGACUCUAGGGAAUUUAAAGUGUUUUCGUAUGAGAUUUAAUUGUGUUUGCACCCAUGAGGAAAUACCUUAUCACAACUGUGGAAAGGACGUUUGGGGUUUGUUUGGGCUUCAUCACGUGGUUGCUCAUUUGUAUAAAACAAGUCCGGUUAAGUGUACCCUUGCCAUAGCUUGUUUCAGAAAGCAUUUUCGGGCAUCCACCUUCAAUGCUCAAAACAAGGGAAUUUUGUAAAAAUGCAUGAUGGAGCACAUUCUCUCCUGUUGAUUCCCCUCCAAGCAACAAAACUUUAUUUUUGCAGAGGGGGCUAUGCUGGUGAGCAUUGCUCAGUAAAUAUAGGCUCUUUGUGAGACCUCUUGUUAAUGGGAUAUUAUAGAAUCAGGGUUGGAAGGGACCUCUAGGGUCAUCUAGUCCAACCCCCUGCACAAUGCAAGAAAUUCACAAAUACUCCCCCCCCACACCCUCAGUGACCCUUACUACAUGCCCAGAAGAUGGGAAAUAAAUGUUGCAUUCUUCCUGGUUGUUGUUUCUUGACUGGGAGUAGUUUUUGUAGUUUUCUGUGCCUCCUGAAUGGCAUUGGGAGGCAGGGGGAAAAUGUGUGCCAUCAAGUCGUAGCUGACUUAUGGCAACCCCUGCUGGGGUAAUUCAAGGCAAGAGACUAACAGAGGUGGUUUGCCAUUGCCUGCCUCUGCAACCCUGGUCUUUGUUGGAGGUCUCCCAUCCAAUUACUAACCAAGGUUGACUCUGCUUAGCAUCUGAGAUCUGAUGAGAUCAUGGUUGGGAGGCAAAAAGAAAAUGACAAACCCCAUUUUCUGAGCAGUAAAUAAUGCCCAUGAUAGAUAGAAUUGGUAUUGCUGGUUAAUGAGAAGCUCUCAAGUCUCUCCUUUGACUAGCAAGCCCUUCUUGCCCCGGUUACUCCCCACUCCUUUUUUAGAGAUGGUGUUUAGGGAGGCUGUAUAGCAAAGUUAAACCCAUUUCAGAUUUACCUGUUACAGAUGCAGAUUUACUUACUACUUUAGAUGAUAUAAAAAUGGGCUGGCAGAAACAUCUCUGCACUGUCUGUGGUGGUGCUCACCACAACACAGUGGGACAGUUCAAGAAAAAUUGACAAGAAUGGCAACCAUUUAUAGCACAAAGGUACCCAUCAAAGUUACGCCUCAGUGUACAGGUCUCUGUGACUUUUUCCUGCUAACCUGGGAUUGAUUUUGAUCUCUUUUUUGGUUCUGUGAAAUAUGGAGGCAAGGCCUCUUAACAGGAUGUGUCAAGAGAAUGGCUAAUUAGAAUUUAAAAAUGUUGAUGAAGCAUAGUGCCCAACUUAGAGAUUGACAUUUCCAUAUGUUAGACCCUUGUGCAAGUCAUGUGUCCAAAUGCACAUCUCUGGUGGACUGCUCCAUCUAUUGAAACGAACGAUAAAAUAGGGCUGAGAUACUUCGUGACCCUAAUCUUGGAUCACAUCACUGGGCUGGAGUUAUAUUUUAAUAAAUUAACACCAAAGACUUGCAUUUGCUGGCCCUUUGAGGGCAAAAAUACAUCAGAAAAUGUCUUCUGAAUUCAAAAUCACUUCUGAAGAGUCGAGAUGGAUAGCUGUGUUGCUCUGUCUGUAGAAGUAAAAGACCAUGAAUCCAGUAGCACCUAUAAGACUAAUAAAAUUUGUGGUAGGGUAUGAGCUUUCAUGAGUCACAGCUCACUUCUUCAGAUCUGAAGGGCAAACCGUAUGUAUUAGAGAUCCAUAACUGGAAACCUAAUGGGUUUUAGGUCCUAAACAACUACCUCUAGGAGGUGUGAUAUGAAUCAAGGAAGUAGUGCUAGGGAAGAGGAGGGUUAACUUUCCCCCAUUCUUUAAUUGAAAUUGUACUAUGGCCUGCUUUUAGAUGUGGUAAAGGAAAAAGACAGGCUCCUCCACUAUGCCUGUCAUUUUCCUCUUUCCCCCUAACAGUGCUAAAAGGAGCUGGGGGAGGGUGUGUGUGUCUCAGUUUGGGAAAUGACAUAGAAAGAGGGUUUUUAAAAAUAUAUAUCUUCCUAGUGGAAAAACCCUGAUCUUUAUUUCUCUCCACCUCUGGCUACUUUUUGAGGUCCAAUUACAUGUUUGCGAUCCAAUUGGAGAUCUUCACAUUAAAUUUUUCUUUAUUUAAACUAUAAACUACACACCACAACACAAUAAACAAGAUCUUGAGCAUCUUGUAUAGUAGUUGUUAUCAAGGUCAGGACAGUGAGUGAGUGAAAACAGCUUGUGGAUACUUCACCUGUGUGUUAAAAGAACUGUAUACCACCCACAACCAGUUUGGGUGGUAGGUAAUAAAAGUCGUACACAAUUGUUUAAACACUCCUCUAAAGCGGGCAUGUCUUGAUGCUGCAAAUUGUAUUUCGAUAGCUAUUAGAGGGAGAAAAAAUAGAAAAUGCAAUUCACAAUUCGAAUUCUACCGGAGUUACUGAGUGAUUCCGCACACGUUGGAUAAUGCACUUCCAGUCCUCUUUAUAGAUCAUUUGGAAUGGAUUUUUUCAUGUGCGGAACAAAAAAUCAACCUCAAACGAUUGAUAAAGUGCAUUGAAAGUGCAUUAUCCAACGUGUGUGGAAUCAGCCACUAUUUAGGCUUUAGAAAUCAUAUGCUGCAUCUCUUUUAAUCAAUCAAUAGCGUGGCAAGAAGUUUAUUCAUUUUCGAAAUACUGAAAUGUCACUAUUUCAGGCAAAUCCCUUCAUUGUGCGACUAUCCCUAACAAAUGUUACAUUUCAGCCGGGUUGAGAUACCUUCCUGGAAAACCUUUCAAAAUCAGGCUUCCAGUAUUGACUCAGAUGGGGUGAGGGGCAGAAGAAAGGAGGAGGAAAAAAACCUGUAGUGUUUUUUAAGACUUUAAAUAUAUCCAGCAGGUAGAAAGGAGAAGAGAGAUAGUGAACACCUCUCUUGUAGACAUCUCUAGUAGGCAUAUAAACUCUCUCUGAAAGCUGCAGGACUUUUCUGGACAAUGUGAUCAGUAAUCUGGAUUGUCAGGAAUAAUUUGGGGAGAGGCUGUGCCAGAGCAUGUGUGUUGCUUGCAGAAAGCCCCUGGUAUGUCCACAUAAAGGAUCUUAGAGCAGAAACACAAGUGACAAAAGGCACAGAUUGGACACUUGUCAGCUUCCCUCAAGUUUUGAUGGGAAAUGUAGGCAGCUUGGCGGAAUGUUGGACAAGUGACAGUUGACAGAGAGUGAAGC
Messenger RNA from Eublepharis macularius, 8280 nucleotides. RefSeq names its product syndecan 3 (gene SDC3). NCBI's taxonomy places the organism in Eukaryota, Metazoa, Chordata, Lepidosauria, Squamata, Eublepharidae. Gene Ontology annotation, biological process: cell migration. Bases 297 to 1508 code for a protein of 403 amino acids. Gene Ontology annotation, cellular component: cell surface; membrane. The transcript is spliced from 5 exons. The record is from RefSeq and is a predicted model, not a curated record.